CCCCAUUGUCCGUGUGCUCGGUUCAUCUGCCGGUGCCUGGCUGUUGGUGCUAGUCUGCGUGGCCCGCUGACGGUACUUGAGAGCAGCCAUCCCCCUCCUGGCAGCGAUCUGCGUCCCUAUGGAUUAUUUCUCGGUUUGACUUUUACGAAGAUCUCGAUAAUUACGCAAGUGCGCCGAAGGUUUUUCCUCGUCUAAGUUUUCCCUCUCUCCUUCCAACGCCUCGCGAGACCUACGGCUGCAGCCGUCACCAUCAACAUGUCGGCGUUCCUUACGGAGAUGUGGGCGUGGUACGCCCUGACCAUCAUCGCGGUCGUGGCGAGGAUAGUAUCGCGGCGGAUGUUGUACGGCUCCUUCAAGCGCAUGCUGUCGGACGACUACCUAAUGGUCUUCGCCAUGUUCUGUUUCACGGGCAUGCUCAUCGUGAUCCACAUUCUAACCUACACACCGACAAACCUCAUCAACCCGGCCGACGGCAUCGUUCUUCCCCCCGCCGACAUUGAGCUGCGUAUCUACGGCUCGAAGCUGGUCCUCGUUGUCGAGGAGGCACAGAUGUUCACCAUCUGGUCGAUCAAGGGUUGCUUCCUGCUCAUGUACAGCAGACUCACGUAUGUGCACUCACAUGAGUCCCUUGCAGAGCAUUGUCCAGAGAUUUUGAACUGCGCCGCCGAGACCAAUCACAUGAUUACCAACGCCGUGUUCAACAUCUCCUCGGACAUCAUGAUCAUCAUCUUCCCGAUGCCGCUGUUCGUGCAGUCCCAGCUGGCCUUGAAGCGGAAACUCGUGCUCUGCGGCGUCUUUGCGCUGGGAGCAUUCACGAUCCUCGCAGCCGCGCUCAGCAAAUACUACUCUCUCGGCCAGCCGUACGGCGGUGACUGGAUCUACUGGUACAUCCGGGAAGUUUCGACAGCCAUCAUCGCGGCUAAUCUUCCCAUGACGUGGACUCUGCUCCAGCGGCUCUUCCGCAUCGGCUCCUUCAACGGCAUCUACGGCAAGUCCAGCGCUCCACGCACGGGCGGGACGGGCAUCAGCGGCGGUGGGCCUGGCGGGACGAACCGCGGCGCCGCGGGUGGGAGCCGGUUCCGCUCCGCGUACGGCAACCUCAGCAGCCAGGGCGGCAGGGACCACUACGAGGACGAGCGGACGCUGAAGAAGAAGUCGUCCACCGUGCACGAGCUGGACGACAUCAGCCCCGCCGCCAGCUUGGAGCAGGUCAACAGCACUGCUAGUGGUGGUGCCGCCGGCGGACUGCAGCGCAUGCCGCUCGAGAUCUACCAGCAGAAGGACAUCCAGGUCGUCGUGAGCGAGGCGGUGGUGGAGGCACAUCGCACGCCGCCCGGGCUGAAGCACGGCAGGGGUACAAGCCGGGGCGGGAAUGCGGCUCUUGGCGAAGGGGAUGCUGGUCCGGGCACGACGCCGCAGCAGAAGAGGAACGGGGCGGGGCAGUACGGCGUUCCGUACGCCGCUAGCAUCUCGUCGCUUGAAAGCCUCAACGAGCCCACAACGGCCGGGGUGGGGGACAUGGGCGUCGUGACGCGGGUGUAUCAUGGCGUAUAAGUCCAGAGCGAUGGCUCCUGAGGCUUGAGUCGGCGUUUUGGCAGGGAUAUUAAUGCAGCAUGAAAGGACACUUUUUUUCUGGUAGACAAUUGCAGAAUAGGCACAUAUCGUCACCACACGGGACCACUAUGUCACCUCACAGGUAUUACAUGAAUUAUCGCUUUGUAGCUCACACGUCUGCUGCCA
Molecule: messenger RNA, 1740 nt
Organism: Microdochium trichocladiopsis
Lineage: Eukaryota; Fungi; Ascomycota; Sordariomycetes; Xylariales; Microdochiaceae
Exons: 5
Coding region: 256-1554 (432 amino acids)
Source: RefSeq, a predicted model, not a curated record